This is a messenger RNA of Caenorhabditis auriculariae, 1942 nucleotides long. The record is from the annotation of a GenBank genome assembly. Lineage: Eukaryota; Metazoa; Nematoda; Chromadorea; Rhabditida; Rhabditidae.
AUGUUAACUUUCUUUCGAAUCACUCUCGUUUCGAGUUUAAUUCUAUUUUCUCAACAGUAUGAAGACCUGAUAAAACAACACAUAAUCCAGUAUGUUUUUGAUGUUCAACUUUUUCUCAGCAGAAUAUCUUCUUGCAGGAGACUGAACGAUUCUGUGGAUCCUUGCGACAACUUUUACGACCAUGUCUGCCCCACAGGCAUAAGAGCGGGAGAUACAUUUUUGGCUUUAUCCGUAAACGCCUAUCAAAAAGAAUUCAAUCAAAUUGUCACAGAAUUCGAUGUCUUCACGGUAUCCCCCUAAUUUUCCUAAUUUUUGAAUAUUCAUCAUUUGAGAGAGAACUGGCAUCAGAAAACAACGUUCGAACAAUGGUCAAUCAACUUCUGGAUAUGUGAUAAAUCUCUUCAUUGAAUUUAGUAUUAGUUUUUCAGAUGUUACAAACCUGGAGUUGGAAAGUUGCUCGCCAUUUCAUUUGCAAUGAAUGCUAUGCCAUCGUUUCCUCUCACCGUCAAUUCUAGCUGUGAAUCUAUUGCUUACCUUUUUGGUUUUCAAUACCGACCUGAAGUACUAUCCAAAUCGGUUGGUCGAACCUUUUUUGAUUUGAAACCCAGUUUCUUCAGUUUUUGAUGGCGUCAAGAAUAUUGUUCGACCUGCCUAAGAUUUUUAAGGCAGUCAGAAGUAACCGAUUCAGAGAAUCUCAAGUGAUUGCUCUCGAGUUGUAUGAAGAUUUAGCCGAAGAGCUGCAACAAAAAAUAAAGGUGGUUAUAAUUCGGAAUUCAAAUUUUAAGUUUUGUUUCACAGGAGACUCCAUGGGCCAAGUUUCGUAAUGGCACAGCUCCCUUGACAGAUUACCUUGCGAAAAACGUCACGUUUUUUGAAAUAGAUGAACCAUUACUGAUAGAAUGGGAACGGUUGUAUAGAGAAACGAUCUUUUCAUACAAGUGAGGGUUCUCUUCAAAACAAACCAGAAAAAUUCAGGAAAGAAAAUUGCUCCUUAUUGUGCAUCUACAUAGAAGUUAUAUCAAAGCUAAAUCUGUUUUCACAAGCUGGGAUCGGAUUUAUUUCGGUUUCAAGAGUUAUAAACGCUUUCAAUUUGGUAUGAAGUUUCAUUUUCUACUUGUCCUAAAAAUUGUUCAGGGUGGUCUAUUAUCGCUUAGUCCUCUCAUACAAUCUCUGGUCUUCACUCCAAACAAGGCUCGAAUGGUAAGCUCAGAAAUGCCGAUAGGCAUUUAGAUUUGAACUUCAGUUGGGAUCGCUAGGGUUCACUUUUGCACACGAAUUCAUGCAUUCGUUUUACAUAACUGAAGAGGAUCCCAAAUACCUAGCCCAGUUUUGGACGAACUCUUCGGAUUGCGUUAAAGAGCAAUAUGCAGCGACAUGCAAAGAGUUUGUUGGAGUAUGUGAAUUCCUAUUCUUGAAUAAUUGCAAAAGUUAUUUCGACAGGAUUCCUGUGUGAGUGGUACUAACUCCACCAAUGAAGAAGACGGAUCAGAUAUGGCAGCGAUUCGUUUGAUUUACUCCUACUUUGAAAAACAUUCGCUUCAAAAAGAAAUUGAAAAUGUCGAAAGUCUUCAUUAAACUUUUUUUUGUUUGAGGAAUCUGACAUACGAGGGAUCACCUCAGCGCAGAUGUUUUUCUAUUCGAUGGCUGCUACUUGGUGUCGACCUGAAAAUGUAAGAAUGUAAGAGAUGAGAAAAAACUGAAUUUCUGUUCAGGAUUUGAACAGAAAUGGAAACCCUGAUGACACUCAUUCGGGUUGGAAAGUGCGAAUAAACGCGGUGACAGCGCAAAUGGAACAGUUCAAAGAAGCCUUCCAAUGUGCCGACACCUCCCGAAUGGUCCAGAGCAAAGUUUGUUCAUUUUAGAAGUUGAACAGGUUUUUUCUUUUGUUUUUCAGACAAAACACUGCGCUAUAUAUGGAUGCGACGCUCCUGAAACUCAUUAA